AUGUCUUUCAUCCGGAGCUCCGUUUUGACCAGCCCUCGGCUCCGCCUCUUUCCUCCUCCCCGCCGGCCGCUCCACGUGGGCCAGCGCGCCUCCCUCACCAAAGUGUUCUCCGCCCGCGACGUGCAGCUGUUCGCCGAGCUGACGGGCGACAACAACCCCAUCCACCUGGACGCCGCCUACGCCGCCACCACCUCCUUCGAGGCGCCCAUCGUCCACGGCGUGCUCAUCAACGGGCUGAUCUCGGCCGUGCUCGGCACGCGGAUGCCCGGCCGCGGCUGCGUCUUCCUGCACCAGGAGAUCCGCUUCCCGGCGCCGCUCUACAUCGGCGAGGAGGUGCUGGCCGAGGCCGAGGUGCGCAGGAUCAAGAUGGCGUUCGCCUUCAUCGCCGUGACGUGCUCCGUCAGGGACAAGGUGGUGAUGCAGGGGGAGGUGAUGGUGAUGAUGCCCGAGAAGGAGCAGCAGAAGGAGUGAGGGGGGGGGGGGGGGGGGGGGUCAGAGGUCAGCAGUGGCGCGCGCCGUCUCCGCAUAUUUUGUAGUUUAUUGAUCGGCCACUUUGAGACGUCGAAGCUCUGAGGAUUUAUUUGUAUGUUCUUUUUGUGAGAUCUACUCAGUAACUUCUUCAAUGUGUAAAAUAUUGUGUGUGGAAUAAAAAUCUCUUGAGUUCA
This is a messenger RNA of Pseudoliparis swirei, 665 nucleotides long. Its product is annotated as hydroxyacyl-thioester dehydratase type 2, mitochondrial-like. NCBI's taxonomy places the organism in Eukaryota, Metazoa, Chordata, Actinopteri, Perciformes, Liparidae. The record is from RefSeq and is a predicted model, not a curated record. The coding region runs from base 1 to 471 and encodes 156 amino acids. The transcript has a single exon.